Molecule: messenger RNA, 2264 nt
Organism: Ornithodoros turicata
Lineage: Eukaryota; Metazoa; Arthropoda; Arachnida; Ixodida; Argasidae
Product: solute carrier organic anion transporter family member 4A1-like
Exons: 11
Coding region: 75-2249 (724 amino acids)
Biological process (GO): transmembrane transport; sodium-independent organic anion transport
Cellular component (GO): plasma membrane
Molecular function (GO): protein binding
Source: RefSeq, a predicted model, not a curated record
AGCAGAAGGGACAACCAAACCCUCGAAACAUUUCAUUGGUACUGACCUUCCGUCGUGUACUUUUGCUGGUAAUAAUGUGGACACCUGACCCGUACGUGAAAUCCGACUUCUCGGUCUCCUCAUUUGGGAUCACCCUACCGCAUGUACGGGUACCACCUCGGAAGUACGGGGGAGGUGGACUGGUUGGAGUGGGCCAUGACGUCUACUGCGGUCUUUGUGGCUUUUACCCGUCCUGGAUGCAGGGCUUGCGGACGCCACGUUGCUAUCUGGUCUUCCUCUGCAUCCUGGGCAUGACACAGGGUUUCGUUGUCAACGGACUCGUCUCGGUCGUCACUCCGACCCUCGAGAAGCGCUUCCAGCUGCGCGGCAUCGAAGUGGGCAUUAUCCAAAGCAUGUUCAACAUCGCAUCAUGCAUAAUGAUGGUGCCCGUCAGCUACAUCGGUGGCGUGCAGCACAAGCCGGCCAUUAUCGGCGUCGGUGCGAUCAUCCUCUCUGCAGGCUCCAUGCUGUUCUCGCUGCCGCAUUUUGUAGCCCCGCGCUACAGGGUGGACAAAGCUGACUCUGCCUCCGUCUGCCCGAACCCUCUGCAAGACAUCUGCAAAAGAAACAUCGGAGGGCUCAACUGGUUCAAGUAUUUCUUCAUGGUCGGACACGCGCUACACGGCGUUGGCUCGUCACCUUUCUUUACGCUGGGUGUUGCCUACCUUGACGAGAACACCCCGACUCAAAAGUCUUCUCUCUACAUGGGCAUAUUCUACGCAACAUCGGUCUUGGGCCCAGCGCUCGGAUUCAUUCUUGGAGGCUAUUUCCUUUCGUUGUACACGGACGCAACCGCUGACGCAAGCGAACUGGGUAUGUCCAAGGUCAGCAUAGGAUGGGUAGGUCGAUGGUGGUUGGGCUUCUUCAUAGCGUCCAUCGUAGCCCUUGGAAUAGCUGGACCCAUGGCUAGCUUUCCCAAAGAACUGCCAGGGAAGGAAGAAAGAGAACAGCAAAUCAAAGCGAACAAGGAACCGGCUGAAGGGCAACCUGUAAUAGACCGAAGCUUUUUAUCCUUCCUAAAACGGUUGCUCACCAACAAGACCUUUUUGUGUCUCACCUUCGCAGCCUGCGCGGAAACUUUCAUAGCCUCUGGCCUCACUGGUUUCGCCACGAAGAUCUUCAUCUCAAUGUUUGGCGUGUCAUCCAGUGUUGCCUCCGGUCUGUUGGGCGCCGUAUCCGUCCCAAGCGCCUGUGGUGGGACACUCCUGGGAGGAUAUAUUGUAACCAAGCUGACCGUGAAGUCAUCGACCAUCGCGCGUUACUGCGUCAUCCUUUCGUUCGUUACCUGGUUCACCAUCUUCGUCUUCAUGCACUCUUGUCCAAACAUCAACUACGCUGCUGGAAACACAACCGUUGCAGACAUGUGGUUGCAAACCGGCCGUGAACCCAUGCGAGUGCGGGAGUUGGUUCAACCAUGUAACCAGCAUUGCAACUGCACUGGGUAUAAAUUUGACCCUGUCUGCGGUACAGACAAUUUCACCUUCUUUUCACCAUGCAUCGCUGGUUGUGCAUCAGCUAAACAAGUGAAUGACACGCAGAUCUACAUGCAAUGCAGCUGCAUAACAGGUCCUAUACUUCAACUCGGGGAUCAUAACGAAACUGCGCUACAGUACCAAGCCAUCCGUGACCCGUGUGCUUCGCACUGCAGCCUCGUAAUUAUAUUUUGUAUAUCAAUAUUCAUUGCCCUCUUCUGUACCUUUCUACUCAUCGUACCAGCCCUCACAGCUAUGCUUCGGACACUCGACGAAGACCUGAAGUCAACCGGUAUUGGGGUCAACUACGUUGCAAUUAGGCUCUUCGGUACAAUACCAGGACCCAUACUAUUUGGCUACCUGAUAGACAAGAGCUGUAUCCUCUGGCAAGACACAUGCGAAGGGCAAGGGGCAUGUGCAAUCUACGAGAAUGGGCUCAUGGGGAUGAACAUCUUCCGGCUGAUGAUACUCGUGAAGACUGCCUCCAUAUUCUUCUUCUUCUGCUCUGCACUAGCUAUAAAAGAUCCUCCAGGAGAGGACCAUCUGGGGCAAGGGCAGAAAGCACAAGAGGGCGACACAAAGGCUUCGCCGCUUCCUUCGCCGCUUGCGUCGCCGCUUGCGUCGCCAGAAACCGCGAAGCCCGAGGGCGGAGAAAUCGUUGGUAAAGGGAACAUCGCCAACAAGGCACACAGAAGGCCAUCCAAAUCAAAAGACAGAAAAACUCCAGUCGACGAAUAAAGGAGCAAUAUAUCA